AUGGACUCAAGCCUAUCUACCAGCAACGAAGAGGAACACAAAAGACCCCAGACAAGAUCCAAUAAUAUAGAUGAUGAGCAAAGAGUUAUUGAUAAAUCAAGAGAUGAUGAUCAGAGAACUGCCUGGAAUAAAUUGCAUGUGUUAAUUGGCUACUUAGUAUAUAAAGUUAAUGCUGUUAAUAUUGGAACUGUGAAAAAAGAGUUAUUACAACAUAAUAUGAUAAGAGGGAAACAUAUGUUUUGUCGGUUUAUUAUCUCAGCACAACAUUUUUCAACCACCGAUACACAUGUUUAUGCAACUUUAGUUGCUGUCUUAAAUCCUGUACUUCCAGAGAUAGGAAAAUUAGUUUUGGAAAAAUGCGUUAUGGUGUUCCAAGGUAACAUUUUUGGAAAUGAAAUUUUAUAUUCUUUACCUUCUGUAAUGUUUAUUGGACAUUUGAUUAACCAUGGUGUUGCUGAUGAAAAAUUGGCAAUAGAUAUAUUAACAAAUCUCCUUGAACAACAGGAUAUAUUCUCUAUUAAAAUAGCUAUUGUACUUUUGGAAAUAUGUGGUAAAAAAAUAAGUGAAGCCCAUAAAGAUAAUUUGAAUGAAGUAUUUGAUAAUAUGCUCAAUUUUUUCAAUAAUAAACAACUUAACGCAGAGGAAAAAAAUGAUCUGAAACAAAUAUUGAAAUUACAAGAAAACGGAUUUAAGUUUCAACAACUUGACUUAGUACCAGCUAAUGAGUGUCAAAUCACUCAUUUUCAAACUUUAGAGUCAGUUGUAGAUACUGCAUCCGAUAAAAUAAGUUACCAUUAUGAUCCGGAAUUCGAAUUUCAUGAACAAAUGUAUAAGAAUUUUAUAUUAAAAUCUCAAGGAUAUGAUAGUGAAGAAGAAAAUGGAUUGGAAUCUAUAACUGAUUUUAAUAAUCAAUAUGAUGGUGAAAAAGAAUUAAUCAAAGUAAUGAAACAUAUUAAUGACAUAGAAAAAGACACACACAUGCUAUCAUUAAGAAAGGUGUGUCUACGAAAGUUGAUAAGCUUAACAUACUUGAUGACGGAUUAUACGGAGUUUGUACAACAAAUUGUAAAAUAUUGUCAAAUUGCCAUGGACUUAUUUAAUAUGAUCAUUGACUGUUGCUGUGAGCAUUCAACAUAUAAAAAUCAUUUUGGAAAUCUAACAAAAGAGUUUACUGAAACUGAUGAAAGGUUUGCCGAUAUGGUAGAAAUUGCAUUCAUUUACUGCUAUGUAACUAGUGAUAAGUUUGAUUCACACAGAACACAAAUUGUUUCUAGUUACUUUGUUCAUUUAUUGCAAUUGGGUUUAAUACCUUCCAAGUUGUUAUCAUUACUGGGAGAAAAAGUUUAUGCUAACACUGAUGACUAUUCUACCAUAAUAUUUCAAAAACAUAGUGAAUAA
Molecule: messenger RNA, 1398 nt
Organism: Macrosiphum euphorbiae (potato aphid)
Lineage: Eukaryota; Metazoa; Arthropoda; Insecta; Hemiptera; Aphididae
Source: the annotation of a GenBank genome assembly